Molecule: messenger RNA, 372 nt
Organism: Hydatigera taeniaeformis
Lineage: Eukaryota; Metazoa; Platyhelminthes; Cestoda; Cyclophyllidea; Taeniidae
Source: the annotation of a GenBank genome assembly
UUUCCACUCAUGCAGCCAUGCCCGACAGCCGACUUGCAUGAAAUCCUUUCUCGAGUAUCCGAAUUUACUCGUCAACUCGAUUACUUCGCUAAACGGCACCGUCUCUCCUCAACCGAUGCAGCUCUUCUCCUUCACGUCACUAGUGGUGACGUCGAAGCUGCUGGUCGCAUUCUAAGUGGAGCAAGUGCUGAUUUUGAUGAUACCUCUUCCUUUUGGUAUCCCUCCGACGAUGCUCAUCUUCUCUCCCUUUCCUCUGCCGACAUUCAUGCGGUAUAUCAAAAAUUUGGACCGAAAGAGGUCUCUAGGCGCCUCGUAUACCUCGCUGAUCAGUCUCUCUUUUCGUCCUCUCUCUCCCCUCAUCCUAAUCAUUAA